UGUACAGUAAUUAGGUAGAUGGGUGCAAAAAGAUGUCACAGAAGACAGGGAAAAGAGCGCUGACAGGGAACUUGAUUAUCAGCUUUUUGAACGACUAAACCAACUGGAGAAAGAGGAAGAAGAGCAAGAAAAGUUACUGAAACAGAAUAGGGAAGCUGAAGCGAAAAAGAGUUUGAGAAGAAAAAUUGUAGAAACAAGUACGGAACUAAUGAAAAAGGAUGAUGAGGGCAACAAGAUGAAUGAAAGAGGAAAGGUAGAGCAUAUGGGCGACAGGAGUCAUUUACAUACUAUUCAUUUCAAACAUUCUGAACAAUCAGGAUUGCCAUCCAAAUCUUCAUCUCAUGAACUGCAUUCUAAUGAUUCAGUUACGCAAUACCUCAAUCCUGGGGAUAUUUAUGUAUAUAAGAAAGCUAUUGCUGAUUCUGUACCUGUGAAGUUAGCAGACGAUGAAGUUAGAGAAGCUCAACGUGAAUUUAAAAAAUCUGUUCAUUUCAAAUCUCAUCAUACAACACCUACUACACCUCAUGCAUUUUCAGGUGUUGUCAUGGAGCGGAAUCCUGUUGCAAUAGCAAAUGAAGGGGCUGCAACAAAGGUUAAAGAAAGUAAAAGAGAAACAGUUUCAAAAUUCAAAUUAUCAAGAAAGAUGUAAUUUAUACUUUUAUCAACAAAACUUAUUGUUCUUUGUAGUAUUGAAUCAUUAGCAUUGUAAAGUACUUUUAAUUUAAUUUA
Molecule: messenger RNA, 729 nt
Organism: Amphimedon queenslandica
Lineage: Eukaryota; Metazoa; Porifera; Demospongiae; Haplosclerida; Niphatidae
Exons: 3
Coding region: 209-649 (146 amino acids)
Source: RefSeq, a predicted model, not a curated record